Molecule: messenger RNA, 1383 nt
Organism: Neurospora hispaniola
Lineage: Eukaryota; Fungi; Ascomycota; Sordariomycetes; Sordariales; Sordariaceae
Product: RlpA-like double-psi beta-barrel-protein domain-containing protein-containing protein
Exons: 2
Coding region: 384-1265 (293 amino acids)
Biological process (GO): carbohydrate metabolic process
Cellular component (GO): extracellular region
Molecular function (GO): cellulose binding; cellulase activity
Source: RefSeq, a predicted model, not a curated record
CUGCCCCUUGCUACCGGCCGUGAUACUUGGGAUCUGCUGUACACCAGACAUCCUCAAUCACCAACUCGGAUUACCGCUACAACCCAGCGCAACCAUCUCUACGUCUAUACCUGCGCUCAACACCGUGUUCCUUGCAGUUCCGUGGCCAACCUGCCGUGUUGGGGAAAUGUUUGUCAUGAUUUCGAGCGCCAGAAACCGCCAAUGUUUGAGCCACCCGGCUGCCCACAUAUCCAGGAUAUGUGCCCGGUUCUGGAGACGUGCUGGGUAAUUAGAACCGAGUCCAUGGACGGAUGGGUCAACUAGUAUAAGAAGACUGCUGGAACCCUUUGUCUUCCACCCAAACUCCGACAACAGGCUUCUACACUUCAGACACGAUACACAUCAUGCGCUCCUCCACUAUUCUGCAAACCGGGCUAGUGGCCGCUCUUCCCUUCGCCGUUCAGGCCGCUUCCGGAUCCGGCCAGUCCACCAGAUAUUGGGACUGCUGCAAACCAUCUUGCUCCUGGUCCGGCAAGGCUCCUGUCAACCGCCCCGUCCUCGCUUGCGACGCAAACAACAACCCCCUGAGCGACGCCAGUGUCAAGUCUGGAUGUGAUGGCGGUUCCGCAUACACCUGUGCCAACAACUCGCCAUGGGCGGUAAACGACCAGCUCGCCUACGGCUUUGCUGCCACGAAACUCAGUGGUGGAACCGAGUCAUCUUGGUGCUGUGCCUGUUAUGCCCUUACCUUCACUUCGGGCCCUGUUGCUGGCAAGACCUUGGUCGUUCAGUCUACCAGUACCGGCGGUGAUCUCGGCUCUAACCACUUUGAUAUCAACAUGCCCGGGGGCGGCGUCGGCCUGUUUGAUGGAUGUACACGACAGUUCGGCGGUCUUCCCGGCGCUCAAUAUGGCGGCAUCAGCUCCCGCAGCCAGUGCGAUUCAUUCCCUGCCGCGCUCAAGCCCGGUUGCCAGUGGCGCUUCGACUGGUUCCAGAACGCCGACAACCCCAACUUCACCUUCAAGCAGGUCCAAUGCCCAUCCGAGCUCACCUCCCGCACCGGCUGCAAGCGAAACGAUGACUCCCAAUUCCCUGUCUUCACUGCGCCCUCUGGUGGAGGCACCAACCCCUCUACUCCGACAACCCCUCCCUCUUCAGGCGGCGGUUCCGGAUGUACGGCGGAUAAAUACGCUCAGUGUGGCGGCUCGGGGUGGUCUGGCUGCACCAACUGCCCGUCUGGAUCGACCUGCAAGACUAUCAACGAUUAUUACCACCAGUGUGCCUGAAUGGUGCCAGAUGGUAUGCUGUGUGACCGUGCCUCGAGGCGAGAGUUAGGACGAUUUUAGAGGAAUCGGUAGACAGCACGAUCCUCCAGUAUAAUUUGACAUUCUGAUGAGCAUUGAU